AUGAAGCAGCUUCGUGCUGAGAACGUGCAGCUUCAGCAGCAAUUAGCUUUGUUGGCAGCACAGAUGGCUCAGCUCCAAGCUCAUGCUGCUCCACCUCCCCAUAGAAAAUGUCCGGUUGCUGUGCCAGACAAGUUUGAUGGCAAUCAGGCCAUGUUUCCUGCUUUUUUGGGACAAUGCCACUUUUUUAUCAGCCUGAGAGCUGAAGACUUCCCCACUGACUGGGAUAAAGUGGGAUUUAUGAUCAGCCUGCUCUCCGGCUCUGCGGCUCGCUGGGCCACGCCCCUGCUGGUUCAAGCUAGUCCUCUGUUAGACAAUUUCAGGGGGUUUUGUGAUUAUCUCAGAUUUUUGUAUGAGGACCCCAUCAAAACACAGACUGCUACCCAACGUCUGAAGACCUUGAAGCAGGGCUGGCAACCACUGUAG
Pantherophis guttatus is the source of this 423-nucleotide messenger RNA. RefSeq names its product protein LDOC1-like. The record is from RefSeq and is a predicted model, not a curated record. Lineage: Eukaryota; Metazoa; Chordata; Lepidosauria; Squamata; Colubridae.